Coregonus sp. 'balchen' is the source of this 2054-nucleotide messenger RNA. Lineage: Eukaryota; Metazoa; Chordata; Actinopteri; Salmoniformes; Salmonidae. The record is from the annotation of a GenBank genome assembly.
AUGGCGGACAAUGGGCUCUCCAGGUUAGAGGCUACCUCUAUCACCAGGACCUUCCCCCUGCUCCCCUUGCUGCUCCUGAUGUGGCCCCUGUCUGGGCAGGGCAGCCCCAUCUCCCUGGCCCCAGAGAGGCAUCGCCCUGCUCCAGGUCUGGGGGACGGCCACGGGGGCGUCAUAGACCCAUCUCUGUUGGAGCAGGACAGUGAUGUGGACAUGCAGAGCCUGCUGGAGAGCCUCCGGACCUUCAACCUGUCUGGCCUGGGCCCUCCUGCCCAGGCACCUGGCAGUGUCCGCGUGGAGCCGCCCGAGUACAUGAUGGAGAUUUACAACCGCUUCGCCAACGACCACACCGCCAUGCCAACCGCCAACAUCAUCCGCAGCUUCAAGAACGAAGGUAGAGAGCCAAUAUACUGUACUCUGUGUCCUUAUGCCAUAGUAGCUUCACGUUAUGCUAUGGUGUUCUUUGCUUUGGAAAUGUUUUAAUUCAUGUACUGUAAACCCGUUAUCCCUGUAUAAUGAGAGUAUUAAUAUCAGAACUGUUCAUCAGAAAUGUAUUACCUAUCAAAAUGUACCUGUAGAGGGUCAACAUGCAUAGUGUAAAAACUAUUAAGCAUAAUAGUUGAAUUUUCGAUGACAUUUGUUUUAUCUUUUUAUCUUACAAAUACUGUAGCGCCUUACAUUUUUGAGAGUCUGCACUGUGCAAAUAAACAAAGUGUUUUUUAUUGAUUUUAAAGUGAAUUUCUCAUUAUUAAUUUAGAUUUUUUACAAUGGUAUAUUAAUUCAACUUCAUCUAGUUUAAUGUUUAUUAGGAUGCUACAAUUGUCUCGGAAGUGUGUUGGACAAAAUCUUGGCUUUUGCUGUACUAUCAAUUCUGCAGUGUAGUACACUGGUAAUAUAUUCAAAGCAUCAACAAGAAGAAGUACUGAUUAACAGCCUUCAUCUCUGUGUAUUCCUCUCCCCCAGACUCAUCUCCCUGCAGUUUGGGUAGUAGAGGGGUGAGACAACACCCUCUGCUCUUCAACGUAUCCAUACCCCACAAUGAGCGUAUCACCGCCGCAGAGCUGCGUCUCUAUACCUUGGUCCAGACCGACCGCAACCUCUACGCUGGGGUCGACCGCAAGGUGACCAUCUACGAGCUGCAGCAGGAUGGAACAGGGGAGGACAACAGAACAGCGAAGGACACAGAGAGAGGAGGAGCAGGAGGAGGAGGACGGGAGGAGUUAGUGGAGCUGGCAUCACGGCAGGUCUAUGGUACUGAUAAUGGCUGGGAGGCCUUUGACCUAACUGCUGCCGUCCAGCACUGGCGCAAAUCAGAGUACAGCACCACCCAUAGGCUGGAGGUCCACAUAGCAAGCCUGGCCUCUGAGGGGGAAAGGGGGCAGACACUAGCAGAGGGUGAGGGAGAAGGAGAGGGAGAGGGGAGGAGGACAUUCAGGGGAGACAUGGAGAUAGACACCAGCCCAGAUGACAAACACAAACCCCUGAUGAUUAUCUUCUCCGACGAUCAGAGCGGUGAUCACCGCGAUGACAAGAGGGAGCUGAACGAGAUGAUUGGACACGAGACCUCAGAGGCGGUGCUUCAGGGUGACCUGGAGCUGAACAGGCUGUGGGGGGAGCUGGGCCAGGCGGGGGGCAAGGAAGAGGAGGAAGAGGAGGAGCAGGACGAAGAGGCCCUGCUCCAGAUGCGCUCCAAUCUGAUCUAUGACACGGCCUCCAGAAUCCGCCGCAACGCCAAGGUCAACCAGUGUAAGAAGCAGUCCCUGUACGUGGAGUUUAAAGACAUCGGCUGGGACAGCUGGAUCCUAGCACCUGCCGGGUACGAGGCCUUUGAGUGCAGCGGCAUCUGCACAUACCCGCUGACUAAACACGUGACGCCCACCAAGCACGCCAUCGUCCAGACAUUGGUGAGCAUGAAGAGCCCACAGAAAGUGACGCGGGCCUGCUGCGUGCCCACCAAGCUGGAUCCCAUCUCCCUGCUUUACAUGGAUGACACUGGAGUAGUCACGUACAAGUAUAAGUUUGAGGGCAUGGUGGUGGCAGAGUGUGGCUGCAGAUAG